UUCCAUUGCUAAAAAAACAAAAAAACAAACAGCCUCUUCCUCAAAAACCUGGAAAAUCUUCAAUAUUAAUAUUCAAUACCUCUGCAGGCAAUAGUCCUAUAAAUAUUCAAUACCUCUUUUGAAACCGUUGGAUUCUGCAAAGGGGGGAGAGAGAGAGAGAGCUUUGAGAGAAGAAAACCCAAAUGCACGUAGUGAUAAUUACCCUACUAUUUGAUUCUUUUAGCUUCUUCCCUUUGCAUCGUUUUAUCUUUGGUUUGUGAGUCAGAACAAAGAUCUGAGCAUUUUUCUUUGUAAACUCCCCACCCCCUGUUGGCGAGAGACUGGGAAAAAUCGUUAUCUUUCUAGUUAAGAUCUAUUGGGUGCUUUUUGCUUGCUGGUAUUACUGGGUACAAGCUUCGGGGACUCGAAUAAAAUACUGGUGUUUGUUCACACUUUAAGGAUCAAAACUUCAAAAGGCUUUGUUUGUUAGAGGUGACGUUUAGGGCUGAAGUGUUGGAACAUAAGUAAGAGCAAACUAUAUGUUUUGGUUCAAAAGAGCAACACUUGGGGUAUUUGGGUGGAGAAGAAGAUCGAUUGGAGGCGGAUGAAGCUGAAAGCGGUCAUCUUUUGUAGUAAAAUCGGGUUCGGUUGAAGAAACAAACAGAAUAAGACCUCAAGUCUUGGGGCUUUGUGUUUUUGCUUGUCGUUAAAGUCUUUUUCGAUGGGCAAAUUGUCAGCUUUUUGAUAAACUGAUUGUUGUUAGGCGUAGUGUUUUUAAUUUGUGGAGACACAGGAGUAAUAAAGGUUUUUAAGUGCGCGUGUCCUUGUUUGGAGGGUUUUGCUGCUUAAUUGGUGUUGCCAAAAGGAGUAGUUUCGCUGUGGGAAUCUUUUUCCUAAGCGUAUAAACUUAGGAUUUAAAGUUUUCAUUGAACUAUUUAGAAAAAGAAUGAGGCUCUCUUCAGCUGGGUUCAAUCCACAACCUCCGGAAGGAGAGAAGAGAGUUCUGAACUCUGAACUUUGGCAUGCAUGCGCGGGGCCUCUUGUGUCUCUGCCUCCAGUCGGAAGUAGGGUUGUUUACUUCCCGCAGGGUCAUAGCGAACAGGUAGCUGCGUCAACCAAUAAGGAAGUCGAUGCCCCCGUACCUAAUUACCCAAGCUUACCUCCACAGCUUAUAUGUCAACUCCAUAAUGUCACCAUGCAUGCAGAUGUUGAGACAGAUGAAGUAUAUGCUCAAAUGACCUUGCAACCACUGAAUCCGCAAGAACAAAAGGAGGCUUACCUUCCUGCAGAAUUGGGCACUCCCAGCAGACAGCCGACAAAUUAUUUCUGUAAAACAUUAACAGCUAGUGAUACAAGCACUCAUGGAGGAUUCUCUGUUCCUCGCCGAGCAGCUGAAAAAGUGUUUCCUCCGCUGGACUUCUCCCAGCAGCCUCCUUGCCAAGAGUUGAUUGCACGGGACUUGCAUGAUAAUGAAUGGAAAUUUAGGCAUAUAUUUCGGGGUCAGCCCAAAAGGCACCUCUUGACAACAGGAUGGAGCGUAUUUGUAAGUGCUAAAAGACUAGUUGCUGGUGAUUCAGUGCUUUUUAUCUGGAAUGAAAAAAAUCAAUUACUUCUUGGUAUCCGACGAGCUAAUCGGCCUCAAACUGUAAUGCCUUCAUCAGUUUUAUCAAGUGAUAGCAUGCACUUAGGGCUUCUUGCUGCUGCUGCUCAUGCAGCUGACAAUAGCCGCUUCACUAUAUUUUAUAACCCAAGGGCUAGUCCAUCAGAAUUUGUCAUACCUUUGACAAAGUAUAUUAAAGCUGUCUAUCAUACUCGAGUUUCUGUUGGAAUGCGCUUUAGAAUGCUGUUUGAAACUGAAGAAUCAAGUGUUCGUCGAUACAUGGGUACAAUAACUGGCAUAAGUGACUUAGAUCCUGUUCGUUGGCCAAACUCACAUUGGCGAUCAGUCAAGGUUGGCUGGGAUGAAUCAACAGCUGGAGAAAGGCAGCCAAGAGUCUCCUUGUGGGAGAUUGAACCGUUGACAACAUUCCCUAUGUAUCCAUCUCCAUUUCCUUUAAGGCUUAAGCGACCAUGGCCUCCAGGAUUACCUUCUUAUGGUUUCAACGAUGAUAGUUUAGGCAUGAAUUCUCCACUUAUGUGGCUACAAGGAGAUGCUGGUCGAGGAAUGCAGUCUCUGAACUUUCAGGGGAUUGGAGUUACACCAUGGAUGCAGCCAAGGCUGGAUGCUGAUUCCAUGCUCGGUUUACAGACUGAUGUGCACCAAGCUAUGGCUGCUUCUUCACUGCAAGACAUGAGAGCCGUGGAUCCUUCCAAACAAGCAACCACUAACCUUCUGCAGUUCCAGCAACCCCAAAAUCUAUCCUGCAGGCCUGCUGCUUUAAUGCAGCUCCAGAUGUUGCAGCAGUCUCAGCCACAGGGCUUUCUUCAGGGUGUUGAAGACAACCAACAUCAGUCUCAAUCUCAGACCGAGGCUCAAACACAGCCACAUCUUGUUCAGCAACAACCGCAGCAGCAGAAUUCAUUUAAUAACCCUCAACACCAACAGCAAUCGCAGCGUCCACUGUCGCAGCAGCAACAGCAACUGGUCGAGCAACAGCAUAUUUCUGGUGCACUGUUUUCCAUGUCACAGCAUGCUUCGUCCUCUCAGUCCCAUACAUCACCUUUCCAGGCCAUACCUUCACUAUGCCAUCAACAGAGUUUUUCUGAUUCAAAUGGGCACACUGUGACCAGCUCUGUUAUUUCUCCUUUGAGUUCCUUUCCCCAGGAUGAGUCGUCCAAUUUGCUCAACUUGCCUAGAUCCAACCCUGUAAUAAUUUCUGCUGCAUGGCCGUCUAAGCGGUCUGCUGUUGAAGUACUCUCAUCUGGAUCUCCACAAUAUGUUCUGCCUCAGGUGGAACAGUUGGGGCCUAUCAAGACCAACAUUUCUCAUGAUCCUAUUUCGUUGCCACCCUUUCCUGGCAGGGAGUGCUUGAUAGACCAAGGGGGUACUGACCCACAGAGCCAUAUCUUAUUUGGCGUUAAUAUAGAGUCUUCGUCACUUCUUUUGGAAAAUGGGAUGUCAAGCCUCAGGGGAGUUGGCAGCGAUAGUGACUCGACUACUAUUCCCUUCUCUUCUAAUUAUGUGAGUACUGCAGGCACUGAUUUUUCAGUUAAUCCAGCAAUGACACCUUCCAGUUGCAUUAAUGAAUUGGGAUUCUUGCAAUCUCCAGAAAAUGUGGGCCAAGAGAACCCAGAAAGUAAAACCUUUGUUAAGGUUUAUAAAUCAGGGUCUUUCGGGAGGUCAUUGGAUAUCUCCAAAUUUAGCAGCUACAAUGAGCUGCGUAGUGAACUUGCACACAUGUUUGGCCUUGAAGGCCAGUUGGAGGACCCUUUGAGAUCAGGCUGGCAGCUUGUAUUUGUCGAUCGGGAGAAUGACGUUCUUCUCCUUGGUGAUGACCCCUGGCCGGAGUUUGUGAACAGUGUGUGGUGCAUCAAGGUACUUUCACCGCAAGAAGUUCAGCAAAUGGGCAAGCAAGGGCCAGAGCUUCUAAACUCUGUUCCGGUUCAGAAGCUCAUGAAUGGCAGUUGUGAUGAGUUUGUGAGCCGGCAGGACUCGAGAAAUUUGAAAUCCGGUAUCGCUUCCGUGGGGUCCUUGGACUACUGAAUGAUUUUACCUGUUAAGGUGCUGUUAUUCUCCUGUAUUGUUAGUGCCUCUUGCUACCCUUUUAUAGGUUAAAAGAGCUGCCUAACACUAGCUUGAACUGUUAUAUAUACGUAUAAGCAAAUACUGUAACUAUAAGAGAUCUACGUCGUCUAUGUUGUGGAAAUAUGUAAAAUUCAUAUUUAUUAGCACAUCAUCCUCAAUAUUAAUGAAGCAAGCUUUAGCCUUUU
Molecule: messenger RNA, 3849 nt
Organism: Hibiscus syriacus
Lineage: Eukaryota; Viridiplantae; Streptophyta; Magnoliopsida; Malvales; Malvaceae
Product: auxin response factor 6-like
Biological process (GO): regulation of DNA-templated transcription; response to hormone
Cellular component (GO): nucleus
Molecular function (GO): DNA binding; protein binding
Source: RefSeq, a predicted model, not a curated record